Bombina bombina (fire-bellied toad) is the source of this 8327-nucleotide messenger RNA. RefSeq names its product cut like homeobox 1 (gene CUX1). Gene Ontology annotation, cellular component: Golgi membrane. Gene Ontology annotation, biological process: regulation of DNA-templated transcription; intra-Golgi vesicle-mediated transport. Lineage: Eukaryota; Metazoa; Chordata; Amphibia; Anura; Bombinatoridae. The record is from RefSeq and is a predicted model, not a curated record. Gene Ontology annotation, molecular function: DNA binding; DNA-binding transcription factor activity, RNA polymerase II-specific. The transcript has 24 exons. The coding region runs from base 77 to 4666 and encodes 1529 amino acids.
CCCUCCUCCGCCGCUUUGCUCCUGAACUCCAGCCCCCUCUCUAUCAGCCUCUCACUCCGUCUCAAUAUGUCUCAAGAUGGCGGCCAAUGCGGGAUCGAUGUUUCAAUAUUGGAAGCGCUUUGAUUUACAGCAGCUGCAGAGAGAACUCGAUACCACAGCAACAGUAUUGGCAAACAGACAAGAUGAAAGUGAACAGUCUAGAAAGAAACUUAUUGAUCAAAGUCGAGAAUUUAAGAAAAACACUCCAGAGGACUUGCGCAAACAGGUAGCUCCGUUAUUAAAGAGUUUCCAAGCAGAGAUUGAUGCAUUGAGUAAACGAAGCAAAGAAUCUGAAGCUGCCUUCUUGAAUGUUUAUAAGAGAUUAAUUGAUGUUCCAGAUCCAGUCCCUGCCUUGGACCUGGGGCAGCAACUUCAGCUAAAAGUACAACGUAUGCAUGACAUCGAAACUGAGAACCAGAAGCUCAGAGAAACAUUAGAUGAAUACAACAAAGAGUUUGCUGAUGUCAAAAAUCAAGAGGUUACAAUAAAAGCACUUAAAGAGAAAAUCCGGGAAUAUGAACAGACCCUGAAGAGCCAAGCGGAAAAUCUUGCUCUUGAGAGAGAACAAAAGUUACAAAAUGACUUUGCUGAGAAAGAGAGAAAGUUGCAAGAGACACACAUGUCUACGUCUUCCAAACUUGAGGAGACUGAACACAAAGUUCAAGUUCUGCAAACAGCCUUGGACAAAUCUCAGGCAGCAUUGUUUGACCUGAAAACAAAGUAUGAUGAAGAAACAUCAGCAAAGGCAGAUGAGAUUGAGAUGAUCAUGACUGACCUUGAAAGAGCCAAUCAGAGAGCAGAGGUGGCUCAGAGAGAGGCAGAGACUUUAAAAGAACAACUCUCAUCGCUUAACAAAUCUCUCCAGCAUGAUUCACAGACUCAAAAGGCACCUGAUGCGGAACAAGCCACAGAGGCAAUCACACACUCUAGCUUGGAAGUAGAACUGACAGCAAAGGAACGAGAAAUUGCCCAGCUUGUGGAGGAUGUACAGAGGUUACAGGCCAGUCUUACCAAACUUCGUGAGAACUCAUCCAGUCAGAUAUCUCAGCUUGAACAGCAGCUAAACACAAAGAACAGCACUCUUAAACAACUUGAAGACAAGCUGAAAGUACAAGCUGAUUAUGAAGAAAUUAAAAAAGAGCUUAACAUCCUGAAAUCCAUGGAGUUUGCUCAGUCUGAAGGACACGGUGCGCAGGAUGCAUCGAAACCACUGGAGGUGUUGUUACUGGAGAAGAACCGGGCAAUGCAGUCAGAAAAUGCCACGUUACGUAUUUCCAACAGUGACCUAAGCGGGUCAGCCAGGAGAAAAGGGAAAGACCAGCAUGAGAUUCAGCGUCCUGCAACUUUGCCGGCCUCUCCUCCCUCACAGUUGCUCCGCAAUACUGGGGAGCAGGUUUCCAAUACUAAUGGUACACACCAGUUUUCACCAACGGGUUUAAACCAAGACUUUUUCAGCUCAUCUGUUGCAAGCCCUACUUUGCCCUUGGCCUCAACAGGAAAAUUUGCACUAAAUUCACUUCUCCAGCGACAGCUAAUGCAGUCCUUCUACUCCAAGGCAAUGCAGGAAGCAGGAAGCACAAGUAUGAUUUUUUCAACAGGUCCCUUCAGCACAAACUCCAUAUCUUCCCAAAGUCCAUUACAACAGCCUAGCCCGGAUGUUAAUGGCAUGGCCUCUUCUCCCAGCCAAUCAGAAAGUGCUGGGAGUGUCUCAGAAGGAGAGGAAAUAGACACUGCAGAAAUUGCACGUCAAGUGAAAGAGCAGUUGAUCAAGCACAAUAUUGGGCAGCGGAUUUUUGGACACUAUGUGUUGGGACUGUCACAGGGUUCUGUAAGUGAGAUACUUGCCAGGCCCAAGCCAUGGAAUAAAUUAACUGUUCGAGGGAAGGAGCCAUUCCACAAGAUGAAGCAGUUUCUUUCAGACGAACAGAACAUCCUUGCACUUCGCAGCAUACAAGGCAGGCAAAGAGAGAAUCCAGGCCAGAACCUGAACAGACUAUUUCAGGAAGUUCCGAAAAGAAGAAAUGGGUCUGAAGGAAAUAUCACUACAAGAAUCCGAACGCCAGAGACUGGCUCAGAUGAUGCCAUUAAGUCUAUUUUAGAGCAAGCCAAACGAGAGCUGCAGGUGCAGAAAACUGCUGAGCCGGCUCAGCUUCCUUCAGCAUCCAACAGUGGUAAUUCGGAUGAUGCUAUUCGGUCCAUUCUGCAACAAGCAAGGCGUGAAAUGGAAGCCCAGCAGGCUGCCUUUGAACCUACCUUAAAAACGGCAUCUUUAACCCAACCUGAACUUUCCAUCAUUUCUCCCAAGCUUAUCUCUACAUCAUCAGUUUCUUCAAUUUCUAGUUACUCUCCAUUAACUAUUACACUGAAGAAGCAUACAUCAGUUUUAGACUCUGGUAUUUCUACUUUGCAGAAUCUAACGGGUGUAAAAAAAGAGUUACAGGAAUCGCCAAUACUAGAUCUCCAUAACAUAGAUUCAACGCAAGGUAUGCUUAGGCAUGUAAAAAAUGAACUUGGACGUGGUAGCAUGUGGAAGGAUCAUUGGUGGAACACUGUUCAUGACAGAAGAAAUACAGCUUCUUCUGAGGACACAAAGGUAGAGGAAACCAACUGUGCGAAAGAGAAACUAAUGACCCAGAACAGGGCAGAGCGAAAUCAACUUCAGGGUCCUUCAUCAUCUUCAGAAUAUUGGAAAGAGUGGCCGAAUGCUGAAUCUCCUUACUCGCAGAGCUCGGAAAUCAGUAUGACUGGAGCCAGUAGAAGCGAGACACCGCAAAACAGUCCUCUGCCUUCAUCACCAGUUGUAUCUCUGUCCAAACCAACUAAACCAACUGUCCCUCCCUUAACUCCUGAGCAGUAUGAGAUUUACAUGUACCAGGAGGUUGAUACUAUAGAAUUAACGCGGCAAGUGAAAGAGAAGCUUGCAAAAAAUGGGAUCUGCCAAAGGAUAUUUGGAGAAAAGGUGUUGGGACUGUCACAAGGCAGUGUCAGUGAUAUGCUGUCAAGGCCAAAACCUUGGAGCAAAUUGACUCAGAAGGGCCGAGAACCAUUUAUAAGAAUGCAGUUGUGGUUGAAUGGUGAACUCGGUCAAAGUGUCUUGAAUUCACAAGGACAACAACAAGGUCAAGCUCUGCAAUCCAAUACAGCUCAGCAGGAUCCUUUGCAAGAGGGAUGUCAAAGUUCAGAAAGCACUCCAAAGACCUCGACUAGCUGCAGUCCUGCUCCAGAAUCUCCAAUGAGUUCCAGCGAAUCUGUCAAGAGUCUGACAGAAUUAGUUCAGCAGCCUUGUCCUACUAUUGAGACUAACAAGGAAGCCGAAGGUCAAGAGUCAAGUGAUGCAACUGCUUGCGACUCCCAACCUGCAACGCCGCUUCCAUUUCCCGGCCAUUCAGCACUUAGCAUUCAAGAGUUGGUGGCUAUGUCGCCUGAACUCGAUACUUACGGUAUCACCAAAAGAGUCAAAGAAGUUUUGACUGACAAUAAUUUAGGUCAGCGUCUCUUUGGUGAAACUAUCUUGGGACUAACUCAAGGCUCAGUGUCAGACUUACUGGCUCGACCAAAGCCCUGGCACAAACUGAGUUUAAAAGGAAGAGAGCCAUUUGUGCGCAUGCAGCUCUGGCUAAAUGAUCCAAAUAACGUAGAUAAGCUUAUGGAUAUGAAACGAAUGGAAAAGAAAGCUUACAUGAAACGACGACACAGCUCAGUAAGUGACAGCCAACCUUGUGAGCCCCCAUCCAUAGGGAUAGACUACAGCCAAGGAGCAAGUCCACAGCCCCAACAUCACUUAAAGAAACCAAGAGUGGUGCUGGCACCUGAGGAGAAAGAAGCUCUUAAACGGGCCUAUCAGCAAAAGCCAUAUCCUUCCCCUAAAACCAUUGAAGAACUUGCUACGCAGCUCAACCUUAAAACCAGCACGGUUAUUAACUGGUUUCAUAAUUACAGGUCACGCAUUCGAAGAGAACUCUUCAUUGAAGAAAUUCAAGCUGGUAGCCAUGGGCAGAUUGGUUCCAGUGACUCCCCAUCAGGCACAAGUAGCAGGGCAGCUCACAGCUCUGAGGGAGAUAGCUGUGAUGGUGUAGAUAUGGAAAGCACAACUGAAGGAAAACACAGUGUCCUUGAAGCAGAAGAAUUCAGCAGUGCAAAUAUAAAGUCUCAGGGAGGGCACAGUGAUUCAGCAUUUGAAGAGUGUGAAGAUGUUCGACCUACUGAAAAAGCAGAUUCAAUCUGUACAAGAUCAGAGAGCCCAGAUCUUACUGAUGAAGAAGGCCGGAGAAAGCUGAAGGGUCGGAGUCCCCUUCCUGGAUCUCAGUGUUCUAGGGAAGGUUCAGAGACAACACCAAAAUCUGCUACUGAAAAGAAUGCCUCUACCUCAGCUGCCUCAAACUUGGUUCCUGUAAUAGAGGGAUCUCAUAAGUCUAAAGAAGAUUCAGAGAAACUGUCCAGUAUGCCAAGUACAAGCUCACAAAAAGGCAAUUCUAUUCAGAGCUUAUUCAGUUUUUCUGAAAUAGCAAGUUCCAAAAACACAAGGGACAACACCUUGCGGAAAAAGAAAGCAGCAAACUUGAACAGCAUAAUUCACCGUUUAGAGAAGGCUGCUAGCCGAGAAGAACCCAUCGAAUGGGAAUUUUGAGAUUAAAUAAACCCUAACUUCACAAAGUUAGGGAAAUUAAACUGGACCUUUCACUGGUUAUAUCAUAUUGCGCACUUAUCGCCCUGCAGGCCACAGGGCAAAAACGCCAUAGGCCAAGGUGCAUAUAGAAGACAAAAGGAGCAUUAAGCCCAAUUUUAUGUUGUGUUUUCGAGGACGAAAACUGAAAUAUGUAGUCAAGCUUUUUUUGUACCCCGAAGUGUUUUUACUAUUGCCCUAAGUGAUUUUCACACUUUCUGGAAAAAUUCUUACAGCUUUGCCUUGUGCCCUCCUUUUCAGCGUGGGCUUUAAAAAUGUAAAACAAAAAAUAGAAAAACAGAAAAAAAAAUUGAACCCACGAAAUGAAUGGGGCUUUUUAUCUGCCAUGUAAUGGCCACAGAGCGAUAAUACACUAUGAUCUUCUUAUACCAGGAAAAGGAGGAGAUUUUUCAGGAAAUAUGGUUGUUGUUUUUUCUUUUUUUGUAGCAGUUUCAGUUGCCACUAAGAGAUUGCACAGUCAUCUGACUCUAAACACACUAGUUUGGAUUCCUUUUCGUUUUCAAGAAGAAAAAACUUCAACUUGGAACUUUGAAAUGAAACAAACACAUCUACUCCACUUAUUUUCUAACAAAGUCACAUCAGGAAAAUAUCUUAAUUUGUAGUAGCUGGCGUAGUGUUUUCUUGUUAGUGGAAUAGAAUCUAGUGCACAUUGUUUCAUAGCUUUAACUAAUUCUGGUCUUUUCCAGACAAGAAUUUGUUUAUUACACUCCAUUUUAGGCCAAAUCAGGACAAAAGAUCUGAAGUUAGAUAUUUUAUAAUCUGCUUUUUAACCUCUAACCACAGAGCACGCUGAUCAGACCUCAUAUUUUGGAGGGCAAGGGGUACAAGUUGGAAUGAUAAGAUGUACUGGUUCAGUUGAUCUCUUAUUCAUAGAUACAUUGUUACAGUAUUCCCUUGUUAUAAAUAUGUAUUUGUUUUACAUAGACAGAAAGCCAAUGGGACAUUGUCUAACAUAUGUAAUUACCAAUAUAUGCUGCCAUUGGGAUGCGUAUAUAGAUGACAUUUUUUGAAAUGCUAAUCCGUCAAAUUUUUAAAGUUUAAGAUUUUACUUUUCUUGACUAUAGUACAGUGUAAAUAGUUAAAAAAUACAAAACCAAAAUAACCAUUUAGAGAAACUUCAUUUGUAGCUCUAAGCGAUAUUUUAUAUAGAGGUUGAUUCUCGUUGAAGUACAGUUCGCAUUCCAAUUUGUAUCCUAUUCCUCCUUGCUGUCAAUAUGUGUGUGUGAGAGUAAGAGACGUGUGAGAAUAAUCGUGUAUGCAAUUUUAUACGUCUGUGUAUUUUCUUAUGUACUUGUGCACAUAUUGAGUGCAUUACUGCCACCUUUUUUCAAUAAGCUGGUUUAUCUGUUAUGGCUUCUACAGGUUUUGCUGAACUAGACUCCUUUAUUGCCAUAUCUUAAAAACUAACAAUAGAUGAUUUCAGUAUAUAUAUAUUUUUUGCUUAUUUAUAGGUGCUGUAUUUUAUUAUCUGAUUGUUAGGAAGGGAUGAAACGGGGGCAAAUAUUCUUUAGAGGGAUAGACUGCCGGCAGUAUUGGGUAUAAUUUACAAGAUGUAGUUGUCAUACUGUAUAUUAUUGAUUUGAAGAUUUUUUUUUUUUAACCUUUAUUAUUGUGUAUCAUUGAAACAUUUUGUCUUAGGUCAGCAUCUGUCGAUGACGUUAUUUGGUGCAUUCGUUACUUAAGUUUAUUAAUAUUAUGUUGAUUUUAUUUUCCCUUUCUCUUAUGGGAAAUUGGGGUGUUUUUUGUAUUGUGUUUUUUUUUUUUCUUUCAAGUAUGCCCCUUUAUGCUAAACCUUUAUGACUUUGUAUUCUUUUGUAAAACUGUUUUAUGUGUGGAGCCACAUUUCUUGUAUAAGCUUGCAGAAGUAAUGGUAUUGGUUUGCAUUAUUCAAAUGCAAUGCAGUAGCACUUCAGGUUUCAAAUGAAGUUAUGUUCUUAAAGAACAAGAUCAAAGAUGAAAACAAAUAGGCUCUAGGAGGCAAAAAGGCAAGUUUUACAUCAUCUCUGUUUUAUUUGAUCCACAGUAUUUAUGUGGUUAUUAAUUAAGUGAAUUAAGGUUUUUAGUUUUUUAAUUCAUUCCAUUUGAUUAUUUUUUUUAAUAACGAGUAAGCAAACUGCCAUCUGUUUUAGCCAAACAUUUUCUCUUUUUUUUUUGUCUGCUAUCAAAAUAUCACUGUUAAAGCACUAGCUCUUCCUCCGUGUUGUAUAGGACUCAAGCACUUAAAUAUUCAGUGUAGUAUCGCAAUUUGCUAUUCAUUGAAAUAAAGCCCUAUUUUUAAUACAUUUCAAAUAUAUUGAUACACAUGAGUUGAAUUUAUUUGAUAUCAGGAUUUUAUAUUUUUCAUAAUGCAGUUUAGGAAGAGCACCAUUAUGUUAAUAACCAUUAUUUUUUUCUAUAUUUCAUAUUGCCUUUUUAGGAACAUAUGCAUUAAAGGGACAUAAUACCUGUAUACUAAAUCACUUAAAGGGACAUAAAACAAAAGAAUUCUUUCAUGAUUCUGCAUGCAAUUUUAAACAACUUUGCAAUUUACUUCUAUUAUCUAAUUUGCUUAAUUCUCUUGGUAUUCUUUGUUGAAAAAGCAGCAAUGCACUGCUAGGAGCUAGUUAACACAUUGGGUGAGCCAAUGACAUGAGGCAUUUAUGUGCAGCCACCAAUCAGUAGCUCCUGAGCCUACCUAGGUAUCCUUAUAAACAAGCGAUACCAAGAUAACUAAAAAAAAUUAGAUAAUAGAAGUAAAUUGGAAAGCUGUUUAAAAUUGCAUACUCUAUCUGAAUCAUGAAAGAAAAAAUCUGGGUUUCAUGUCCCUUUAAAAUUGAUGCAAUAUAACUGUAAAAAGCUGACAAUAAAAUAUCACCUGAGCAUCUCUAUGUAAAUAGGUAGAUAAUAUACCUCAACAAUUCUCUGCACUUUAAACAGUGUUCCUUUAUCUACUGUCAGCCAUAUGUUAGGGGGUAAAAAAGGAAAACAACCGAUCAGCUUCAUAACUACUGAUGUCACACUUUGCUUUACUGUGAUCUCAUUAGAUUUCACUGAAAUAUCAUGAGAUUUCAUAGUAAACUUCCUUAAACUGAGGAGGGAAUAACAUGACUCUGCCUGACAAUGCCAGAUGCACACUGCCUUGCAAGUCCCAGGACUAGCAUUAUGAUUGGCUGCUUAAAUACCCUUUACAAUGGGAUGUGGCUAUUGAGUUAAUUAUGUGGUAACAUAUCUUCCUUUUUUACAGGGAUGUUUGGGUGAUAUUUUCUAUUCAGCUUUUUACAGCUAUGCUGCUGCUCUUUCAAGUGCUUUAACAAUGGGUAUCAUGUUUUUUGUUUUGUUUAGUUUUUUAAGUCCAAUACCGUGAUAUCUUUAAAAGGGAGACAGGUUGAAAAUAUUAAGCACAUUAUGAAAGUUAAAUGAACUCAGUAAAUCAUUUCAAAGUGAUUCAUGUUUGUCAUCGUUUCUACUGCACUUGGUGUUUUAUAAAAAAAUAAUAAUUUAAAAAUACAUACUACUUUUAUUUAUUGAUUUCUUAAUGUUCAAAACAUACUGUACAAUAUGUAUAUGUUUUUAAAAAGGACCAUUUAAAAGGUAAAAAUAAUUGUUAAUAAAUAAUAAAUCAAAA